AUGUCAACAUCAUCAGUAUCUGACGGAAUUCUCAAAUUUGCUACACAAUAUUCGUUUUAUAGUGGUUUUAUUUUAUUUAGUUUUGGAGUUAUUGGUAAUGUAUUGAAUCUUCUUGUUUUUAUUCAAUUGAAACUAUUUCGAACCAAUCGAUGUGCUUUCUAUAUAACUAUUGAAUCAAUUUUCAACUUCAUUUAUCAGUUUGUCUAUAUUAGUUUAACUGUUUUAAUAUCAAUAUAUGGAGAUGAUGCGACAGAACGUUUUUUCAUCUGGUGCAAACUAAGAUAUAUAUUAGGGCAAACAUGUGGCCUCAUUACUUUUUACAUGAUAUGUUUUUCUGCUGUUGAUCAGUUCUUUUCAACAAAUCAUCAUUUCCAUUUAAGACAAAUGUGCACAUUGAAAUUAGGUCGAUAUUUUGCGUUUAUAUUCAUUUGUUUUGCAAUCAUUCAUAGCAUUGCACUUGGCUCUUCUUAUAACAUUCAACCAACAUUAGGAUGUACUAUAUCGAAUUAUGUAGCGAUUCAGUAUUCAACAUUCUUCUUUUAUCCAGUUUUAAUUGGUUUCUUACCUAUUGUAAUUGCAUCAACUUUUAGCGUCUUAGCUUACUAUAAUGUUCGUCGUAUAGUUCGACGACAGCUACCCAUUGUUCGUCGUAAAUCAGACAAGCAAAUAACAGCAAUGGUUCUUAUGCGUGUAAUUAUCUUCGUUUGUUCGGUAUCGCCUUUUGAUGCUUAUCGUAUCUAUUCCAUUUAUGUUCCUACAUCACAAAGUAUGCCUAUGGCAUAUGCAAUUGGCCGACUGAUUCAGACAGUUUUUGCUUUUAUCAACAGUAUGAAUUCUGUCAUCAGCUUUUAUGUUUUCAUAAUAUUCUCAUCACGUUUUCGUCGUCAAGUGCAAUCUGUGUUAGUGAAAAUACGUUGGCAACGAUGGAAAUAUUGGUGUUGUCUCAUAAAUAAUCAAAUUGACCCUAACAACAAUACCGAACUACGCAAUUCACAAAUGAAAUCUGAAGAAAAUAUCUGA
Messenger RNA from Adineta steineri, 1020 nucleotides. NCBI's taxonomy places the organism in Eukaryota, Metazoa, Rotifera, Eurotatoria, Adinetida, Adinetidae. The record is from the annotation of a GenBank genome assembly.